GGCAAAGCCCAGGAGGGUGGAGGAGGAGCCGGUGCGGCGCAGGUCCAUGCGCCUGCUGAGAGUGGAGCCCGUGGGGACGCCGGAGCCGGAGCCAGAGCCGCCCGCCGAAGAGCAAGAUGUGAAAGCUGAGGACACUGAGAGGCGCACGUGUGACAUGGAAAGGUACCAAGACAGCCUGAAGAGCAUGGUGCUCAGCGAGGAGAACAUCAGGAAGGUGGUGAAGUACCGGGUGUGCUCCAUGGCCAUCCAUCCUUCCGAGAGCAUCAUCCUCGUGGCGGCUGGGGACAAGACUGGGCAGGUCGGCCUCUGGAACGUGGACUGCCAGUCUGAGGCAGGAUCCCACGUCUUCACUCCCCACAGCAGGCUGGUCAGCUGCAUGCAUUUUUCUCCCUGUAACCCUGCUCACUUGGUGUCUCUAAGCGAGGAGUCUCUGCGGUGUGGUGAUGUCACCAGGGCUGUCUUCGAUGAGAUCUGCCGGAGCGAGGAGAACUUCUCCUCCUUUGACUUCCUGGGUGAGGAGGGCAGCGUGGCCGUGGUGGGCUGCUGGGGUGGCCCCGUGGCCCUGGUGGACAGACGCAGCCCGGGGGCCUCUCCGGAGCUUCAGGCCGACAUCGGCUUCAGGAAGACGCGGACGGUGCACGUGCACCCGCUGCACAGGCAGUACUUCAUCGCCGCGGGCCUCACGGAUGUUUGCAUUUACGACAUUCGCUGCCUGAAGCCCAGUGGGAACAAGGCUGUGAGCUCCCUGAAGGGGCACACCAAGAGCGUGGCCUCAGCCUAUUUCUCCCCGGGCUCCGGGCACAGGGUGGUGACCGUGUGUGCCGACGACACCCUCAGGGUCUAUGACACCAGCUCUCUGUCACUGACAGCGACCCUUCUCAGCAAGGUCAGGCACAACAACAACACGGGGCGCUGGCUGACGCGGUUCCGCGCGGUCUGGGACCCCAAGCGGGAGGAUUGCUUCGUGGUGGGCAGCAUGGCCCAGCCGCGGCAGAUCGAGCUCUUCCAGGACACGGGCCGGCUGCUCCACGCCUUCUGCAGCCCCCCCUGCCUGGCCUCCGUCUGCUCCAUCAACGUGCUGCACCCCAGCAGGAACGUCCUCGUGGGGGGCAACUCCAGCGGCCGCCUUCAUGUCUUCAAAGAGUAA
Messenger RNA from Merops nubicus (carmine bee-eater), 1147 nucleotides. RefSeq names its product WD repeat domain 76 (gene WDR76). The record is from RefSeq and is a predicted model, not a curated record. The transcript has 8 exons. Gene Ontology annotation, biological process: regulation of DNA damage checkpoint. Gene Ontology annotation, molecular function: DNA binding; protein binding. NCBI's taxonomy places the organism in Eukaryota, Metazoa, Chordata, Aves, Coraciiformes, Meropidae. Gene Ontology annotation, cellular component: nucleus. The annotation marks the transcript as partial.